This is a messenger RNA of Branchiostoma floridae (Florida lancelet), 1821 nucleotides long. RefSeq lists its product as uncharacterized. Bases 271 to 1680 code for a protein of 469 amino acids. The transcript is spliced from 9 exons. The record is from RefSeq and is a predicted model, not a curated record. Lineage: Eukaryota; Metazoa; Chordata; Leptocardii; Amphioxiformes; Branchiostomatidae.
GGAAGUGGGAUGUUGCGUAACCGCGAAAUUUGGAUUGGUACCAGACUUUGUCACUACUCAUUCUCACGGUUAUAUAACCCGGUAUAUAACACUUACAUAAUGCCUCAGGGCAGACCAGGAAGCCACUGUGGUGUCUGGAAGGCUGGAAGGUACGCAGGAGCAGACGCUGAGGGUUCCAUAUACAGGUUUGCAACGUUCAAGUUUCUUGUUUCUGCUGAUAAACCGAGGUGCCAUCCCGGUCUGAGGUGACGUGUGUGCGUGUCUGAUCCGAUGUUGUCGGGUGUGUCUGCCAUAGUAACCGCACGUCUUGGCUGCAUCACGACAGCGUCCCUCGUCUCCCUCCUCUGUGUUACCAAGGUGCAAGUUGCAGCAUCUGCCACGCCCACUUGUCAGAGACCGAGGUUAACAGAGGUCAUUCAGAGAGGACUGACCACACAGGCUACUGACACCAGUAAUACGAUGAUCUUCACCAGCCCAAUGGACAAGCUCAGCGAGGCCAAGCAGGCAUCUCUAUGGGGGCUGCUGAUUGGUGACGCCCUGUCCAUGCCCGUACACUGGUACUACGACGCAGACGAUAUCAAGAGGGAUUAUGGAAAAUGGCUGACGGGAUAUGUGGCGCCGCGCAAGCAACACCCUUCCAGUAUUAUGUCCCUCUCAGCUACAGGUGGAAGUGGACGAUCUGGUUUCUCCACACGGAGGGAGGAGCCCCUGAUCGGGAAUGUGAUCCUCCAUGACAAGCUGCAGUACUGGACUAACCGUGGGGGGUCCGUCCACUACCAUCAAGGUAUGUCAGCAGGAGACAGCACCCUGAAUGCCCUGUGUGCACUGAAAGUGUGCCAAACCAUGACCAGGGUUGACCCCGACAACGACCUGUCCCCCCGCGACCUCCGUUCGGCCGUGCUGGCGGACUACGUCCAGUUCCUGACGACCCCAGGCACGCACAACGACACCUACGCUGAGUCCUUUCACCGCGCAUUCUUCCGCGACUGGAUCCAGGCAGGCAAGCCCGUCACAAAAGACGGACUGAUCGACUUCGCGGAAAAACGGCACGAGGAACAGUCGGCGGGAAGUGCGGACUCGCAGCUGGCCGUGAUUGGUGCGUUUGUGAUGGCGGUCCCUUUCGUGCUGCACGCGGCUCAUCUAUCGGAGGCAGAGGCCGUGAGGAACACGGUUGAUUUCGUGCGACUUACCCACCCCCUCCCACCUCAUCAUCUGGAACCAUUCCUGGAGCUGUACGUGAAGGUCCUACAUGCAGUGUUGAAUGGAGCCAGUCUUCAGGAGAAGGCAGCAGAAGCCCUGCAGUCUCCCGUCCUUGGGGGAUCGGGCACGUGGAAGAGGGUCCAAACUUUCUCCUCUGAAGCAGCAGGCUAUGCGAAAGGGUCGGACUCGCGGCUAUCGGUUUACCAGGAGGCUGUGGGGCGGUUUGGCCUGGCCUGCUACAUCAAGGGUUCACUCACUUCUCUGUUCUUCCUCGCACAUGAGUUUCAUGAUGACAUGGAGGGCGGAGUACUGACCAACACAAACGUCGGAGGCGAGAACUGCCACCGUGGGGCAGCCCUGGGGGCUCUACUGGCUGCAGCUGCGGGGAGCACGGGGAAACCCCUCCCCCAGGGGCUGAAGGACGGGCUCGGAUCUGCACGGACUGACCUCAUGGCGCUGCUAGCAAACAGUAAACUGUGAAGGAGGUUUAGUUUCAGUAUUGCACACCUGCUCUGUGUUAUUGUUACCCACAGGAAUAAGGUACCUGGAUGUUUGACAAGAAGCUACGACAUCUACAAAAUGUUAAAGCACAUCUAAGGUUAGGGUCUUGAACUUUUGAGG